Molecule: messenger RNA, 594 nt
Organism: Anthonomus grandis grandis
Lineage: Eukaryota; Metazoa; Arthropoda; Insecta; Coleoptera; Curculionidae
Exons: 2
Coding region: 111-521 (136 amino acids)
Biological process (GO): sensory perception of smell
Molecular function (GO): odorant binding
Source: RefSeq, a predicted model, not a curated record
UCGAUUAUCUUUUUCAUAUAAAUAUCCAUGGAUUUGGAAAACAAUUAUACAGACAUUCAGAAGUAUCUAAAGAGACAUUUCUCUGCAGAAAUAUUCAAUAUUAAUCUAAAAUGAAAGUGGUUAUUGCUUUGACAAUUUUCGUCGUUCUUGCAGCUGGGGCUGCAAUCGACAAAGAGCAAGUACAGCAAAAAAUGAGAGCUGCCAGUGAAAAAUGUUUGAAUCAUCCCGCAGUGGGCGUAGACAAGGAUGAGUUGAAGACUUACAGAGAAUCCAAAGGACAAGCACCUAAGCCUGCCAACUUAAAUAAAUUGUCAAUGUGUAUCCUGAAAGAAAACGGCUGGUUAAAAGACGAUAACACCAUAAACACCUCCGAAGUUAAGCAGAUCCUUGAGUUAGGAGCACGCGACCACCCCGAAAAACUAGAUGAAAUUGUGUCCAAAUGUACCGCUGACAAAGGCUCUCCAGGGGAAACCGCUACCAAUUUGCUUGAAUGCCUUGUCGUUCUUAGACAUCAUGCUUAGUUCAUAAGAAAAAUAUAGUUCAAUUAUAUUUUGAUGUAACUCAAUAAAGUUUCACGAAAACCAUUAAAAAAAA